Messenger RNA from Schizophyllum commune H4-8, 3729 nucleotides. RefSeq lists its product as uncharacterized. The coding region runs from base 66 to 3488 and encodes 1140 amino acids. NCBI's taxonomy places the organism in Eukaryota, Fungi, Basidiomycota, Agaricomycetes, Agaricales, Schizophyllaceae. The transcript is spliced from 3 exons. The record is from RefSeq and is a predicted model, not a curated record.
CAUUUUGCAGGCUGUCCGCAGCUGCCACAAUCUCGUCUCAUCGUCUCCUCGCUCCAGCCUGCGCCAUGGAGAGCGAGGUCGCCGCCGAGCCACCUACUGCUCCCUCUAUCCAUGAGCAGGACGAAGACAUGGAACCUCCUCAUCGCCUCUUGUCAUUCAGAGAAUAUCGCGGCACGAGGCAUCCCACGAGAGACCUUGGCGAGGUCGGAGACAUAUAUAUCAGCAUGUGCCCCUCGAACUAUGCGCUGUACGCGAAGCUAGACGACGACUGGGCGCAGUGGCCCGGACCGGGCAGCAUGCUCACCAUCGUGCACCCCGACUAUGAAGAAUUUACCCUCGGGGUCAACAUGAAGAAGAAGAUUAUCGGGUGGCUCGAAAGCGGGAGCCUGGAGGAUGAAUACCCGCCCUAUGUUCAGUUCCCCCAUGACGCUUUGUUCUAUGUCCUGGAAGGGAACGGUGUCCGCUACGUACCCAGAAUCAUCACUGGCGACAAGCGCAGGAGCUCUCGCGCCCCGGCAGGACCUCCCUUCAAGCGUCCCAAGCUCGGCACGGCAGGAUGGACCCGUCCGGAUCAGGAGGAGGCGCCCUCUCGGCCUGAAGACUCAGACUCGGACGACGACUUCUACUGGACGGACCAGGAGGACGAGGAGAAGCUGAAGAAAGUGCCCGAGAGACCCAUCUACCCUCCCGAAGACCUGGUCGCGCUACCCCGACGCCCCUACACCGGCACCACUGUGACGAGCGCGAUCACGAGCGGCAAGGAUGUCCCCACCUACGCAGACGAUACCUCUAUCGUUCCGCCUCCCCCGACGCCUCCCCCAUCACCCCCUCCUCCCCGAAGUCCACGGCUCGCACAUACGUCCUCCAAGGGAAGGAAGAACGCGACGAAGGCACCCCGUUCGCGUGCUCCACGUAAGACACCCGCGGCGAAGAAGAACGCGAAGAAGGCUACCAAAGAGAGCGUCAGCGCGCCUGCAGCCACCAAGCGACAAAGCCCCGAGCCCGGUCCUUCUAAGCAGCCCUCCGUGCACCGUGACGAUGACGGCGAGAGCGAACGAUCGGACACCCCCGAUCCUGCCACCUUCGACUACGACAGCGACGGCGGCUCGGACGAGAGCGGCGAGCGCCAGGGCUUCUUCACGCGCGCGGACGUCACCUUCCAACCCGAGGACUCGCGCUUCCCCACCCCCACCACGCCCGCGGGACCGGAAGAAACGCAUCGCGUCGUCCUCAUCCACCCCCCAUUCACCCGGUACCCCGGCUCUGGCAGCGGGCACGCGCUGCCGCUCACGUACAGUCUGCUCGUCGAGCACCCGGACUGGGUUCUCGACGCGCGCGACUUCGUGUGGAACGGGAACCCGAACCCGCGCGCGGUGCCGUACCCCGCGUCGCUCGAGCCGCCGCGCGGCCGGCUGAUCAAGGAGUCGCGCCUGCGCUGCACGUUCUGCAACCGCUCGUACGCGGGCGUGAACGCGAAGAGCAUGUGGCGGCGGCACGUCUUCGACUUCCACGGGAUCGCGAUGACGAACCGGCGCGACGGCGUGGGCAAGUCCACGCUCAACCCGCCCAUGAAUGGGCCGCGCGACCCGUCGGCGGGGCUCAAGAUCCAGUCGGCGCCGGGGAGCUCCCUCAUCAUCCCGCCACCGUCGCGCACGCAGCGGCUGCCACCGAGGUCGCUGGCGGAGAACGUGCCUGCGCAUCUGCCUGGGUCGUUCAGUCGAAGGUCUUCGGAGAGGACUGCGAGUCGGGCGUCUAGUUAUGCGACACCCCCGCCUCCUCCUCCUCAGCCUCAACCAGAACCUCAGCCUGAGCCGCGGCCCGAGCCUCGGCGUGAUGUCCAGCCCGAGCCGCAGUCUGAACCUCAACCUCAGGCUCAGACUCAAGCCCAGCCUCCGAUACAACCUUCGCCCCAGCCUCAACCUCAGGCUCAGCCUCCAUUGCAGCCUCAACCUCAGCCCCAAACCCAGGCCCAGCCGCAAGUUCAGGCGCAGGUUCAAUAUCAGCCCCAGACUUAUGUGCAGCCUCAGCCCCAGCCUUAUGUGCAGCCCCAGCCUUAUGUACAGCCCCAGCCUCAACCUGUGCUACACCCGCAACCGCAGCCACUGUCUCAACCGUACAUACGAUAUCCGUUAUCGACACAAACACAACUUGCGUCAUACGGAGCCAACGCAGGCGCAAGUGGACAGAGCACUACCGCUACCUCCGCCACUCCCACCACCACUGUCGGCGGCUACUACCGUAAUCCCAAUCGGCGUCACCACAGAGAGCCAGAUCCACCCUUCCCUCGCGGCCCAUCACCCCCACGGGCCUUUGAGCCCUUAGUCGUGACCGAAGAACUCAAGCAAAGGCUGUUAGCCAAGCUUCCCAUUGGCGUCAAGGGCUCAAUAACGAGCCUCACCGGGGACUCGCGCCCGCCACCUGGGCAGACGUCGACGUCCACUCUCGCGACCUACGACUCGAACGGCGAGGCGCGGCUCAUGGCGGCGGCCGCGAUGAAGCUGGCGGAGGCGCCAACUGCGCCUCCGCCGCAGCCUCCCCCGAAAUACGCGACGUCGUAUUUCUAUUCGGCGACUACACCGUCAUAUCCGCCGACAGCGUCCACUUCGGCGUAUACUGCGUCUCAGCCCUUGCGGUCGUAUGCGUCCUUCCAGACUGUCGGAUCGUAUGCAUCAUCACAGUCUGGUGGCCCGUAUGCCUCUUCGCAUCCUGUUAGCACGUAUGCGCCUGCACAACCUGUCGGGUCAUAUACGUCGUCGCAACCCGGUCGGACGUAUGCACCCUCUCAACCCGCACCACCGCGCACGCCUCUGCCUCCGCCCCCAUCGCGUACCCCAUCGCAGCCCGCGCCACCCCAGACACCUCAGCCCGCGCCGUCGCAGACACCGCAGCCCGCGCCCCAGCCAGCGUCAAAUCAGUCUGCUCCACCAACCACGCCCUCACCAGCAUCGUUCUUCCCGCCAGGUUCGUUGCCAAGGAACUUCCCCCCUCCACCGUCCUCUGCGCCGCCCUCGUAUAGCAACCUAUCAUCGUUCACCAACGGCUCAACGAGCAGCUCGUCGUUCACAAAUGGCUCAUCGUCCUUCAGUAACGGCAUGACCAGCGGCAUAUCGUCCUACGGUAGCAACUUGAGCAACGGCAACGGCAACGAUGCGACGAGUAGCUCAUCGACGACCUUCAACAACGGCUUCGGCCACGGCAUUAAUCGGACUGGGGGGCUUAACGGCAACAGCAACGGCGUCCUCAGCACUCAUACCGGCCUCCCGAUGGACACGUCCUUCCUGCCGCCAAACUUCCAGCAGCGCUUCCCCUCCGCGCCCUCCCGUUCCACGACGGAGACCCCCGACGAGCGAAAGACAGCGGACGAACCACCCAGCACACAGCGUGAGCCGGUCGACCCCGACGCUUGCCAGUGCUUUAUCCCGACGCAGUCCUGCGUGAUCUGUCGCAUGCGGCGCCAGUCGACGAGCAACGGGGCCAACAAGACUUGACGAUGCGCUCAGGGCACUCAAACUACGCGCCGCAGGCCGCGCGGAGGAUGAGACGGGGGAAGACUUUGCAUACAUCCUUCCCGUCAAGACUUUGUACAUACCAUACGCACCAGCGCGCAUCGUUGCGUAGUUUCGCCACUCUGCAUAGUGUUUCUUGUUGCAUUAUCACUAGUCACGGCUUUUAUCGUGCUGAUCAACGCUUGUGAUCUCAUUUUCUGGCCAUAUAGUUGGUCGUGCGUCG